This is a messenger RNA of Vitis vinifera (wine grape), 801 nucleotides long. Its product is annotated as fasciclin-like arabinogalactan protein 11. The record is from RefSeq and is a predicted model, not a curated record. Bases 1 to 801 code for a protein of 266 amino acids. The transcript has a single exon. Lineage: Eukaryota; Viridiplantae; Streptophyta; Magnoliopsida; Vitales; Vitaceae.
AUGAUGCAACGGCUUCUUUCCCCAACUCUUCUUCUGUUGAUCCUUUUCCUCCUCUGCACUACAACUUAUGGUCAGUCUUUGGCACCGGCUGCAGGACCUUCAGGUGCCACCACAACUUCCGGUCAGUCUUCACCACCAACUUCAUCACCUUCAGGUCCCACCGAUAUCAAUGUAAUUCUCGGAAAGGCCGGUAAGUUUACCACCUUCAUUGGGCUACUAAAGAGCACCCAGAUGGAUUCCCAAAUCAACAGUGAACUUCAGAAAAAAUCGAACCCGGGCUUCACCAUAUUUGCACCAACCGAUAGUGCCUUUUCAGAUCUCAAAACAGGUACACUGAACUCAUACACUGACGAACAGAAGGCAGCACUGACAAAAUUCCACGUACUACAUUCUUUCCUUACUAUCUCACAGUUCCAAACCGUGAGCAACCCGCUGCACACAGAGGCAGCUGCUAAUACUGAGGAGUUUCCACUGAAUGUGAUAGGCAACGGAACUCAGGUGAACAUCACAACAGGGCUUGUGAAUACGACAGUAGAUAGCACAGUAUACAGUGAUGGUCAGCUCGCUGUGUAUGAGACCCCCCAGGUACUCCUUGCGCAAGGUAUCCUCAGACCUCAGGCACCAGCACCAGCUCCUCUACCUCCAAAGCCUAAGAAGGCUACUCCUCUUAAUUCAGAAGCUCCUUCAACGUCCACCACCGUUUCUGUUGAUUCUUCUGGUGCGACAGGCACCCUCCACUAUGCACCACUUGUUGUAUCGAUCGGAGUGGCUGUUGUUGCGGCAUUACCCUUAUGCAUCUGA